Pogoniulus pusillus (Red-fronted tinkerbird) is the source of this 3931-nucleotide messenger RNA. It is a transcript of the gene ADCY1, whose product is annotated as adenylate cyclase 1. Gene Ontology annotation, cellular component: plasma membrane. The record is from RefSeq and is a predicted model, not a curated record. The transcript is spliced from 20 exons. NCBI's taxonomy places the organism in Eukaryota, Metazoa, Chordata, Aves, Piciformes, Lybiidae. Gene Ontology annotation, biological process: intracellular signal transduction; adenylate cyclase-activating G protein-coupled receptor signaling pathway; cAMP biosynthetic process. Gene Ontology annotation, molecular function: adenylate cyclase activity. The coding region runs from base 56 to 3478 and encodes 1140 amino acids.
AGACACGGGAGCGGCAGCGGGGGACACCGGGAGGAGCAUCUCGUCCCCGAGGUUUAUGAAUGGCACUGACAUGGAGGAAAUACCGUUUCAGAAAGUCAAGACCAAGAGGAAGAAGUGCUGCCGCUGCUGCUGCUCCCCGCCGGCUGCCGCGGCUGCGGGAGCCGGGCUGGGGGACCCCCCGCCGCUGCUGCUGCUGGAUGCCAUCGCCUGCGAAGACGAGUUCGACUGCAAGGAGCUGGAAGCUCUCUUCCAGAGCUACAACCUGAAGCUGGAGCAGACGUCCACCCUCAAAGCGCUGGCCGUCCUGAUCGUGCUGACCGCCAGCCUGGCCCUGGUGGAGCUGCUCUCCAGCCCCAGCCUCACCAUCUCCAAAGGCUCACACCCGGUGCACUGCAUCAUCUUCCUCUCCCUCUUCAUCGUCACCAAUGUCAAGUACCUGCAGGUCACCCAGCUCCAGCAGAUCGUCAAGCUCACCUUGCUCUUCAGCUUCACCUUCUCCUUCCUCUGCUGCCCCUUCUCGCUCGGCGCCUACGGCAUGGAACCCCCGAGCGCCCCUGAGCAGGGCAUGUGGCAGCUCAUGCUGGUCACCUUCGUCUCCUACUCGCUGCUGCCCGUCCGGACCCUGCUGGCCAUCGUUUUCGGGCUGGUGGUGUCCGUCUCCCACCUCAUCGUCACCGCCACCUCCGUCAGUGCCAAGCGGCAGCGGCUCUGGAGGACGCUGGUGGCCAAUGCAAUCCUUUUUGUCAGCGUGAAUUUGUACGGGGUCUUCGUGAGGAUUUUGACCGAAAGAGCUCAGAGGAAGGCAUUCCUUCAGGCCAGGAACUGCAUCGAGGACAGGCUGAGGCUGGAGGAUGAAAAUGAAAAACAGGAACGUCUCCUGAUGAGUCUUUUGCCCAGGAAUGUUGCAAUGGAAAUGAAGGAAGAUUUCCUCAAGCCUCCUGAAAGGAUUUUCCACAAGAUUUAUAUUCAGAGGCACGACAAUGUUAGCAUUUUGUUUGCAGACAUUGUGGGCUUCACAAGUUUGGCAUCCCAGUGCACAGCCCAAGAGCUGGUGAAGCUGCUGAAUGAGCUCUUUGGCAAAUUCGAUGAGUUAGCUACAGAAAACCACUGCAGAAGAAUAAAAAUCCUAGGGGAUUGUUACUACUGUGUAUCAGGAUUGACCCAGCCCAAAACGGAUCAUGCCCAUUGCUGUGUUGAAAUGGGACUGGAUAUGAUCGACACCAUCACAUCUGUUGCAGAAGCCACAGAGGUUGAUCUCAACAUGAGAGUUGGAUUGCAUACAGGAAGGGUGCUUUGUGGGGUCCUGGGUCUCCGAAAGUGGCAAUAUGAUGUCUGGUCAAAUGAUGUGACUCUGGCUAAUGUCAUGGAAGCUGGAGGACUGCCUGGGAAAGUUCACAUUACAAAGACCACCUUAGAGUGCCUAAAUGGGGACUACGAGGUAGAACCAGGAUAUGGUCAUGAAAGGAACAGUUUCUUGAAGAAACACAACAUUGAAACCUAUUUUAUUGUGCCAUCCCAUCGUAGGAAGAUCUUUCCUGGACUGAUUCUCUCAGACAUUAAGCCUGCCAAAAGAAUGAAGUUCAAGACAGUCUGCUACCUGCUGGUCCAGCUCAUGCACUGUCGCAAGAUGUUCAAAGCAGAGAUCCCUUUCUCCAAUGUCAUGACCUGUGAAGAUGAUGAUAAGAGGAGAGCAUUAAGGACAGCCUCUGAAAAACUCAGGAAUCGUUCCUCCUUUUCUACCACUGUUGUGUACAACACUCCAGGAACUCGAGUCAACAGGUACAUCAGCCGACUGAUAGAGGCCAGGCAAACAGAGUCUGAGAUGGCUGACCUCAACUUCUUUACCCUGAAGUACAAACAAAUUGAGAGGGAAAAUAAAUACCACCAGCUUCAGGAUGAGUACUUCACCAGUGCUGUAGUUCUCUCACUAAUUCUAGCUGCCUUAUUUGGCCUUGUCUACCUUCUAAUAAUACCACAGAGUACCAUAGUUCUUGUUCUCCUGGUGUUCUGCAUAUGCUUCCUAGUGGCUUGUAUUAUGUACCUACAUGUCACACGAGUACAAUGUUUUCCAGGGUGCCUGACAAUACAAAUUCGUACCAUUUUGUGUAUUUUUAUUGUGAUCUUAAUAUACUCUGUGGCUCAAGGAUGUGUGGUUGGCUGCAUGCCUUGGGUUUGGAAUACCAAUUCCAGCAGUUCAAUAGUUAUCAUUUCUCCUGGUGGAACAAAUAAAACAAUGAAUGAACUUCCAUGCGACACAGCCCACUACGCUUUCCUCUCCUGUGUGGUGGGGACCCUCACCUUGGCAAUAUUUCUACGUGUAUCUUCCUUGCCAAAAAUGAUUCUCCUGCUUUUUGUUACAAUUUUGUACAUAGUUAUUCUGGAACUCAGUGGUUACAGAAAAGCAGUAGGGGGUGGCUCCUUUUAUAUGCGCGGCUACGAACCAAUCCUAGCCAUUUUGCUCUUUUCUUGUGCUUUGGCACUGCAUUCCAGGCAGGUGGAUUUGAAGCUGCGUCUGGACUACCUCUGGGCUGUGCAGGCAGAAGAGGAGAGAGAUGAUAUGGAGAGAGUCAAGUUGGAUAAUAAAAGGAUUCUCUUCAACCUGUUGCCAGCACACGUUGCACAGCACUUUCUGAUGUCUAAUCCAAGAAAUAUGGACCUUUAUUACCAGUCAUACUCACAAGUUGGAGUGAUGUUUGCUUCCAUCCCAAACUUCAAUGACUUCUACAUCGAACUGGAUGGCAAUAACAUGGGAGUGGAAUGUUUGCGCCUCUUAAAUGAAAUUAUUGCUGACUUUGAUGAGCUUAUGGACAAAGAAUAUUAUAAGGACAUAGAAAAGAUCAAGACAAUUGGAAGUACAUAUAUGGCAGCUGUGGGACUCGUACCGACUUCAGGAACCAAGGCUAAAAAAUCAAUCUAUUCCCACCUAAGUACACUGGCAGAUUUUGCAAUCGAGAUGUUUGACGUGCUUGAUGAAAUCAACUAUCAGUCUUACAACGACUUUGUCCUACGAGUUGGUAUUAACGUUGGGCCAGUGGUAGCUGGAGUCAUUGGAGCCAGAAGACCACAAUAUGACAUCUGGGGGAACACUGUCAACGUUGCCAGCCGGAUGGAUAGCACUGGAGUGCAGGGCAAAAUCCAGGUGACAGAAGAAGUUCAGAGGAUCUUAAAAAGGUGCAGUUACGAAUUUGUGUGCAGGGGUAAAGUCAGUGUAAAGGGAAAAGGUGAAAUGCUGACCUAUUUCCUGGAAGGCAAGGCUGACGGAAAUAACGCUCAAACGCGGUCUUUAAACUUAGAGCGGAAAAUGUACCCUUACGGGAGAGCAAACAUUCAAACCAAACUGGGCACCAGCUGUCCCUCUGUGUCCUCAGUGGCUGGCUUUGCUGUCAAAGCUGGCCUUGGAGGAGGUCAAGCAUCUGCCACUCACACCAAUCAAACACUGCAUUAUCUUCCUUCCGUGCCGGCUGUGAAGGAGACCUAGAGCAAAGGAGAAGUGGUGGUGCCGUUUCCAGUCGACUCGGAGAGCAGUGGCUGCCUGGACUUCUACCAAGAGAUCAGAGGUGAGAGGCCAUGGCAUUAAUUAACCAAGGACCACUACAACCCAACCAAAGAGAACUUGGGGGACUGUGUAACAAACUCUUGGAAUGGAACAUAUUUAAGGGCUAGCAACUCUUGUUAGGAAAAGUCAAAACCUGAUUUUCUGGAAAUGAGGAAUAUUUUCAUGGUGUUUUUUAAGAGGUAGAUGAAGAAAAAAACAACCCCACGAGAUAUACAUGCAAGCAAUUCUUUCUCUGUGUGUGUGUGUAUAUAUGGUUUGAUCUAUAUAUGCACAUAUACAACCAGUCCUCUGUAGACUUAAUGGAGAUUUCUAACCAUAAAAAACGAAGUGUUUAUUUACACAUCCACGUGCAGUGAGAUGGCAGAGAGGUUUCUC